AUGCCCACACUGAUGGGUCGGGAGUCCAAAAAGAAGGAAUUGAUCGCCAAUCUGUCCAAAGUGUACGAAUUGCUGUCCCGAACGCAUCACAUUUCGCUCGGCGAUUUUCCCAACCUGACCAAAAUGCAAGAGUGUCUCUCUGUGCAGGAUUUCAGCAAAUUUUCCCCGUUGCAACCUCGUCUGAUAAAGGCUGUGGACGAAAUGUUAUCCAAUGAUAUAGCCAAACUGAUGCAGAUGAUCCCACAAGAGCAAAAAGCGGUCAGCAAAAUUCCCGAACCACCAGUCCGUGGUGGCGCGUUCGACUCACAGCACACGCCAUUCAGUUAUCAAGCUAGUGAAGGAAUCAAUCAAGGCAUGUUUGAAUCUGACUGGAUCGUCGGACGCGAGAAGGAGAAAACAGAUGCGAUUUUCCUGACUCUAAAUCCGGUGAACGGAAAAAUCAGCGGCGAGUCCGCUCGUUCGCACAUGAUCAAAUCACAGUUGCCAAGUAGCACACUGCGAAAAAUCUGGAUACUGGGUGAUGUGGAUCGGGACGGUUGUUUGGAUGAUGAAGAAUUUGCACUAGUCUGCCACUUAAUCAAGCUUCAAUUGGACGGAGAAGAUUUACCCUCAGUCCUACCCGCACACUUGGUGCCGCCGUCCAAACGGAGCUCCGGGACAGAGGCAGUCGAGAACGGUCAUGAACUACGAUAUUAA
Molecule: messenger RNA, 696 nt
Organism: Echinostoma caproni
Lineage: Eukaryota; Metazoa; Platyhelminthes; Trematoda; Plagiorchiida; Echinostomatidae
Source: the annotation of a GenBank genome assembly